Molecule: messenger RNA, 1928 nt
Organism: Thunnus maccoyii (southern bluefin tuna)
Lineage: Eukaryota; Metazoa; Chordata; Actinopteri; Scombriformes; Scombridae
Gene: spata6l
Product: spermatogenesis associated 6-like
Exons: 13
Coding region: 664-1728 (354 amino acids)
Biological process (GO): spermatogenesis
Molecular function (GO): myosin light chain binding
Source: RefSeq, a predicted model, not a curated record
GAAUAAUGUCACCAAUAUGUAAACUGAAAGAGAAAAUAUAUUCAUUUUACUGUCUUAUUAGGACAUGGGCCAAAAUAAAUGUUAAAAAUGAAAAAAUAACACACUCUCUAUUGCACCAACAUAUACAGUAUGAGGUGCCAGCCUUGCAUGAUCAGAAAGUGUGUGAGACAUAUGAAUGCAUCUGUGGAUGGAAUAAUCACAAGUAAGUUGGUGUCUUAACCUGUAAACCAUGGUGGUGUCCUGCAACACAGAAUGAACUGAACUGUACUACAAUGCUGCUAAUUGUUCUGCAGCCAUUAUGCUAUGCUAUCAAGACAGAUUUGAGAAUGAUAAUAGUGCUUUGGAUGAAAUAUUUUAUGUUAGAAUACAUUACAUUAAAAUGAUAUGAUAUUUGACAUUUGACUGGGGAUCUGCUAAGGCCCAUACCCUUGAAUAUUUAUAGGAACCAGUCACCUUCCUCUGAUUUUAUAUGGGCUAAUAUGUCUCAUCUGAUGCAAAUGUUUCCCGCUAAUUGCUGUGACGAACCUAUUGGAACCACGUGACCAAUUGAGCUCAACUGUGGCAAAUAAAAUCCUAGCGAAAGACUAUAGUCAUGGCAGAUAAAACUGUAAGGUUUCUUGUCCUGGAGUUCAUCUGCCAGCCAAGGAUGACAUCUACCUCAGCAUGUGCUUUAUGGGCCAGUACCGUCAGUCUGAAUGUGUCCCUGCUGUCUUCCCUCUGCUGUUUCAUGAGAAGAUGACCUUUGAAAAGAUUUUCAGGCAUGCAGUCGACCCUGGGGACAUCGCUGUAAUGCUUGAGUAUGAGACGAUAAGGAUUGAACUGGUGCAGCUGAUUCAUCCAGUGGGGGACACUCUGGCCUGCUUUGAGGAAGAUGCUCGACGUUUUUUAUUCCCAGAGCCCAAACUGGUUCCCUCUUUCUCUGGAGUGGACCGAGAGGUUCUGAUGACCCGAGCACCUUACUUUCCAGGUAUUGCUCCGAGGUUGGAGUUUUCCACUAAAACAACCAUCAUUGAGUGCUCAGCUGAUACAGUGAUCAACAUCUACCCGAAUGUACCCAUGAGGCCAGUGACAAAGAGAAGCAGGAAACGCUCCAGCAGGCCCAGGACCUCCUCUCCUCAGAGGAAACAAGCUCAGACCCAGGGAAGGAGACAAGGUGGCAGAGUGGACAGAGAAAGACACAGCAUUGCCAAGUCAGACAUUCCUAGAUCCCAAUCCCUGUCCCCACUGAGGGCUGGAAACAGCCAGCGCCUGGCCCGGCACAGCCUGGCCAACUGGGACAAAAGCAGCACCUCCCAGCCUAUGUUGACCUCGUGGCCUGGAUCCAGUCAAUCUUCCUCACCUCAGCGCUCUGUAGUGUUUACCAACUCCUCUUCACCUUUGACCAGGUCUUCAUCCACAGUGAGAUAUUCUCCUACUGGCCGAAGACAAUCUUUAUCCAAUGGUUUGGUUGGUGGUAUAUCUGAAGAUGACUCCAGCUCUUCAGAAACACAUGACCCUCUUGACUACCACCAAGGUCCUGAACCUUCAGCAAUGUGGCGGUCUUACAGGGAACAAGCUAGGCACAGCAGGUCUCAGUCCUGCUCUCAUAGAGAAUGGGAAGAGGUCCACGAACGGGUUCGGGGACUCCUUACGACACCAAAAGCUGUACGCCGACUUGUCUAUGGGGCCACACACUCCGAGGUAGAUGAGAUUUUAGCCAGGAGGUCCAUCUCUCCAGGUCCACCAUGAUGACCUUGCCAGGCUCUUGAUAGGAGGAGAGACCGUCAUCUUGCCAAUGAAGUCUUCAGACAUCAUGACUCUCCUGGUGUAUGUGUGUGCAAAACAGAGAGGUAUUUUAUUGCAGUAGUUUGAAAAAAUGCCUACACAUGUUUUAGUAAUGACUGGCAGAAUAACAUGUUUUAUGUUAAAAUAAACCUUUUAGAAUUGAA